This is a messenger RNA of Fragaria vesca subsp. vesca, 2624 nucleotides long. RefSeq lists its product as uncharacterized. The record is from RefSeq and is a predicted model, not a curated record. NCBI's taxonomy places the organism in Eukaryota, Viridiplantae, Streptophyta, Magnoliopsida, Rosales, Rosaceae. The coding region runs from base 1 to 2541 and encodes 846 amino acids. Gene Ontology annotation, biological process: meiotic cell cycle. The transcript is spliced from 8 exons.
AUGCUUACUUCAAAUGCCAUGUUUCAGGAUCAAACAAGCAAUUGCUGGAGCUAUGGAAGCAUUAAUCAUCCAGCAAGCCAAUCUAGGAAGAUGUCAAUUGGAGUUGUGGUAGAUUCAAUAGCAAAGAAAAAGUCUGGAUGUGCAAAGGAAAGGGAGGUUGUGGUACCAAAUGCAGAAACAGAAAAUGCUAACUUAGCGAAUACCAUAGAGGGUAAGUUCAACGGGGAAGAAGUUACAGCUGCCAAAACAACAAAAGAAACUAAAACUCCAGAGCAGGUGGGUUCCCCAUGGAUCAGUACUAGACCCUUUCACAAAGACAUACCGACUUCAGAUGCUGCUCUUCAUGCAAAACAAGCCAAUAAUUUAUCAUCUGUUGGUAAGAGGCAGUACAGACUUGACGGAGCAAGGAACACACCACUUAAAUAUUCAGUUGAGAAUUCCGCAAACAAGACCUCAAUUUUACAGUUUGGUGAUGACACACAUAAGCAGUUUAGUGGAGUUACCUACAGAAAGAGGGAACUGAAUAAUGGGAAAGUGGAGGAAGUUAAGGAUAUCACAUUUGCAACUGCGCAGGAAGUUAUUACACCGGAUAAGGAGGUGCUAGUGGACAAAACAGAUGCACAAGAAAACACAAGAACUGAAACUCUCAGAAUGAAGCUUUGGAAUAUAUUGGGAGCUGCUGCUUCACCUAAUGAUCAGCACACCAAAUCUCAGGAGCUUGAGGUUGGUGAUGAUAAUUUAAAUCCUCAACCACAAUUUGAUCAAAUGGCUGAUGUCGUCAAGCUAAAAAAGAAUUCUGAUGAACCAGAGGACAAGUACAUGGAAAAGGGUGAUGCAUUUAUUAAACCUACGCAAAAUUCAGAUACUAUAGAAACAGACUCUGAAAGUCCUGAGAACUCUGUCAGGAGACCUGUCACUCGAUCUUUGAUUCCAAAGAGAGCCCGAGCCAAAGUAGGGAAGACAACUGCAAAGCCUGCCCCAUCUUCUGGUUACAAACGGAAACAGCGAGAUAAUGUAUUUUCUUUUGAACAAGAAUGCUUUGAGACACUACAAGAUUCUGCUGGAAAAUCCUCAAAGUUUCAGAAGAAGAGAGAGAAUACAGGUUUCAGAAAAGAGAUUCAUGAGGUCUGCUUUCCUGAAAAGGAUAAUUCAACUAAGAUUCAGCAAGCCAUUAAUAGGAGAGGAAAACGACCACCUGCUAAGAAAGCUUGCCCUGGAGGUACUAAAGUAGGAGAUUUUCAUGGUUAUCUACCUGACAAUCUUGAACCAGAGAAAACUAUCACAGAGAAAGAAAUCAGGUUUCAGAAGAAGAAAGAGAAUACAGGUUUCAGAACUGAGACUCAUGAGGUCUGCCUUCCUGAAAAGGAUAAUCCAACAAAGAUUCAGCAAGCCAUUAAUAAGAGGGGAAAACGACCAUCUGCUAAGAAAGCUUGUUCUGGAGAUACCAAAAUGGCAGAUUUUCAAAGUUCUCUACCUGACAAUGAAAAGGAGUUUCCUGAACAGGAGAAGACUACCCCAGAGAAAGAAAUUUACCACUCACCAAUCAAAAGCAAGAAAUUUGGGGAUAGUGACAAAUCAGAGAGUAGGAACCAACGACAAGAUAGUGAAAAUCCAAGCUUCAAGGAUGCUGUAAAUCCAGAAGAUAAUUUUCUAAGUCCAACUUUUGGAAUUAGAAGAUCUGUGUCAAGUUAUUCUCCCAGCUCAAUCCCAAAAUCUGACCAAAGGGCAGAUUGUAGUAGUCCUGCACCAAUGGAGAGGCGAUUUGUUAUUGGAGAUAUUCACCGCUUCAGAACUUCCUCGACUUCAAAACAAGAUUUUUCUGAAAAUGCUCAAACACAGUCUUCUGAUGCCGCUGAGGAGAUCAGGGAUUCCCCGAUGAAAACAACACCUGACAUGGAGAACAAUGAUGCAGAAUCUGGCCUAUCUUUAUCAUCAUCAGAAGAGAGGGACUUGGAGACUUUUGAAGAAGGGAUUGGAGAAGAUAAGUGCAUGGAGGAACCUUCAGAGCCUAUUGAAGUGGAUGGAUUGGCUAGGGCUGUUGAACUAUUUGCUUUGGGACUAGCAAAACUAAAAACCAAAAUGAAGACAGCAACUACAAGGAAAUCAUCUGAAAUCCUGGCAUCUGUUGCUGCGGAGGUUCAGUUGCAGCUGCAGAAUGUAGAGUCUCAGAUUCAAAUGGACAUGGGAAAGCUUACAAACCUUAGCAAAUUAAAGAGAAAAAAGCUGGAAACAAGGUUUGAAGAGCAACAAGGACAACUGAAAGUCAUUUGUGACAAGUUCAAGGAACAGGUCAAUCAGCAUCUUCAGGAUUGCGGAAGUACAAUUGAAGGUCUGGAAGUGUACCAGACAGAGUUCAAGGGAACUGUGGAAAAGCAAAAAGCAUCACACCGAAAGCUUGUCUCACAAGUGGAAGAAGCAAUUGAGAACCAACUGAACGAUGCCCAAAAAAGAAUCAAAGUCAUGAACGAGACGAGACGUGGACAGAUGCUCCAGUUAAAGCGCCAACUAGCUUCCUGUUUGAGAGAGGGAAUCCUGAGUUGAUGAGUGUGAUGUGUACAGCUGCACUGGGAAACAAAUAGGACUUGGCUUAUAGUUGGAGACAGGCGUGGGCAUUUGCUUCUCGC